Messenger RNA from Dendrobium catenatum, 338 nucleotides. Its product is annotated as multicopper oxidase LPR1-like. Lineage: Eukaryota; Viridiplantae; Streptophyta; Magnoliopsida; Asparagales; Orchidaceae. The annotation marks the transcript as partial. The transcript has a single exon. The record is from RefSeq and is a predicted model, not a curated record.
CGCCUCUUCUUCUCCAAUUCCCUCACAUUCCUCCACAUUUCAUCCGACUCCGUCUACCUCUCCCGCCCCGUCCCUUCCCGAAAAUUCCUCCUCGGCCCCUCCGAAAUCGCCGACGUUAUCGUCAAUUUCGCCGAUUCUCCCAGCCAGUCCGUCAUCCUCCUCAAUGACGCCUCCUACCCUUUCCCCACCGGAGACCAGCCGGACGAAUUCAGCGGAAAGGUGAUGAAAUUCAUUAUUUACCCCGGCAGCAAUAAUCAUCAAGACCCGUCGCACGUGCCAAAGCGGCUGCUGCCCCCGCCGCCUCCUCCUACGCCGGAUCACCGAGCAGCGGCGACGCG